UUGGCGGUGGGAUAUUGCCCGCUCGCUCCGGGUUUUCGCCUCAGAGGGAACGUCAAAGGUGGCUACUGGGAGCACGCGGUCGCCGCCGGGACUUUCUUGCUUUUUCUUCGCUUCUUUUUCUUCUUCUUCUCCUGCUCCUCAGCUCCGGUUUGAGAGGCUUUGGUUUCAAAAGAUGUGCGGGUGAACAGUUGUGCGCCGUCGCCCGGGAGACAUCACAAAGGGAAUUGCCUUGAGGCUCCUGGACCACAGUGGAAUGCUGAAUAAGGCAGUAGCAAGAUUACAACGAUAGACCAUGGACUUCAACGUGAGACACUGGUGAUGCAGUGGCAGUAUCUUCAAGAGGCCUAAUUUGGAUGCCGUAUCUGCAGCACAUCUUCAAUCAUGGCUGUUUCGGGACUAAAAGCUGUUCUACUGUCAUUUGCGAGCCUUUUCCUUCUCACAUUUCACCUCUCUGCGGCACACAGGAUUCCUGACUAUGCUGAAGAAGAUGAGGAGAAGCAGUGUUCCAGAAGAGAGCACCCUAUGAUUUAUUUCGAAGAUCUGAAGCCUUGGGUUUCAAAUUUCACAUACUCUGGUGUAUGGGACUUCUCUCAGCUUGCUCUAGAUGCCAAUAGGAAUCAACUCAUUGUUGGAGCCAGGAACUACCUCUUCAGACUUAGUCUACACAAUGUUUCUCUUAUUCAGGCAACAGAAUGGGGCUCAGAUGAAGACACCAGAAGAUCAUGUCAAAGUAAAGGAAAAACUGAGGAGGAAUGCCAAAACUAUGUUCGCGUUCUCAUUGUUUAUGGCAAGAAGGUUUUCACUUGUGGCACAAAUGCUUUUUCACCAGUAUGUUCCAGCAGACAGGUAGGAAAUCUUAGCAAAAUAAUUGAAAAAAUAAAUGGGGUAGCUCGCUGCCCCUACGACCCCCGGCACAACUCAACAGCUGUGAUCACAUCCCAGGGAGAACUGUAUGCUGCGACAGUCAUUGACUUUUCUGGACGGGAUCCAGCCAUUUAUCGCAGCCUUGGAAACAUCCCACCUCUUAGAACAGCACAGUACAACUCUAAAUGGCUUAAUGAGCCCAACUUCAUUGCUGCCUAUGACAUUGGUUUGUUCACUUACUUCUUUUUCCGUGAGAAUGCGGUAGAGCAUGACUGUGGAAAAACAGUCUAUUCUCGUGUGGCCAGAGUUUGUAAAAAUGACAUUGGGGGACGAUUUUUGUUGGAAGAUACAUGGACAACUUUCAUGAAGGCUCGGCUGAAUUGUUCCCGUUCUGGAGAAAUCCCUUUUUACUACAAUGAACUGCAAAGCACAUUUUAUCUUCCUGAACAGGAUUUGAUCUAUGGAGUAUUCACAACCAAUGUAAACAGUAUUGCUGCUUCAGCAGUGUGUGCCUUCAAUCUCAGUGCUAUUACACAAGCCUUUAAUGGGCCUUUCCGGUACCAGGAAAAUCCAAGAUCUGCAUGGCUGCCAACAAUCAAUCCAAUCCCAAACUUUCAGCUAGAGCACGGCACUAUUUUGAAGGCACUGUCUACUACCAACAAGAGCCUGAGGAGCUGUUAUUUAGAGGAAAUGCAGAUUCUUCCCACCAGCCAAAAAGAGCCAAUCCAAAGUCUUCAAAUAUUGCACAGUGGCAGAUCAUUGUUUGUUGGUUUGAAUAAUGGAGUGCUAAAAAUCCCCCUGGAGAGAUGUUCAAUGUACAGAACAGAAGGAGAGUGCUUGGGCUCAAGGGAUCCGUAUUGUGGCUGGGAUAAAAAGCAAAAGCGAUGCACAACCAUUGAGGACAGCUCCAAUAUGAGCCUCUGGAGUCAAAAUAUUACCGAGUGCCCUGUGAAAAAUCUGAUGGUGCAUGGACAGUUGGGGACCUGGUCUCCAUGGCAACCAUGUGAACAUUCAGAUGGAGAUAGUACAGGUUCCUGCAUGUGCAGAUCACGGUCGUGUAACAACCCUCAGCCCCGGUGUGGUGGACGUGACUGUGAAGGAGCCAGAAUAGAGAUUGCAAAUUGCUCAAGGAAUGGAGCUUGGACCCCAUGGUCGUCCUGGGCCCCCUGCAGCACUUCCUGUGGGAUUGGCUUUCAGGUCCGUCAGAGGUCAUGCAGCAACCCUGCUCCGCGAUACGGAGGCAGGGUCUGUGUCGGACAAAGCAGAGAGGAGCGAUUCUGCAAUGAAAACAGUCCAUGCCCAUUGCCAAUCUUCUGGUCUUCGUGGGGCCCUUGGAAUAAAUGUAGUGCAAACUGCGGUGGAGGCAUGCACUCCAGGCAGAGAUCCUGUGAAAAUGGAAACUCUUGCCCAGGCUGUGCUGUGGAGUACAAAACCUGCAGCCCGGAGGCCUGCCCAGAAGUGCGGAGAAGCACACCCUGGACCCCUUGGACCCCUACCAAUAUUACUCAAAGUGGGGCCCGCCAAGAGCAGCGCUUCCGUUACACCUGUCGUGCUCAGCUGGCUGACCCCCAUGACCUACAGUUUGGCAGAAAGAAGACGGAGAGUCGGUUUUGUCCCAAUGAUGGCUCCGCCGUUUGCGACACAGAUUCUCUAGUCGAUGACCUUCUGAAAAGUGGCAAGACCUCUAUCCGGAUUAUCAAUGGCGGCUGGUCCUUUUGGGGGGGAUGGUCAUCUUGUACCCGGGAUUGUGAACUGGGCUUCAGAACCAGGAAGCGAAUGUGCACCAAUCCGGAACCCAAGAAUGGUGGUGUUCCUUGCAUAGGAUCUGCAAUGGAAUAUCAGGAUUGUAACCCCCACCCUUGCCCAGUGAAGGGCUCAUGGUCCUGCUGGACUCCUUGGUCUCAGUGCUCAGCAACAUGUGGAGGUGGUCACUACCAGCGCACCCGGACCUGCACCAACCCAGCACCAACUAAUGGGGAAGAUAUCUGCAUUGGGCUACACACAGAGGAAGCCCUCUGCAAUACACACCCAUGUGAAGGAGGCUGGUCUGAAUGGUCUGAAUGGAGUUUAUGCAAUGAAGAUAGCAUCCAGUAUCGUAGCCGUUUCUGUGAAAUCCACAGCCCAGGAUCUGUUCAAUGUGCAGGGAAUAGCACACAGUACCAAGAAUGUCUGUAUAAUGAGAUCCCUGUAAUCCUGCCAGCAUCAAGCAUUGAUGAGAGCACGAACUGUGGAGGUUUUAGCCUCAUCCACCUCAUUGCCACAGGACUCUCCUGCUUCUUUGGCUCUAGCCUCUUAACCUUUGUGAUCUACGUUUACUGUCAACGGUGCCAGAGACAAUCUCAGGAGUCGACCGUUAUCCAUCCCACCACUCCCAAUCAUCUUCAUUACAAAGGCAACACAACUCCCAAGAAUGAAAAGUACACACCUAUGGAAUUCAAGACACUAAACAAGAACAAUUUAAUACCAGAUGACAGGACCAACUUCUAUCCUUUGCAACAAACAAAUGUGUACACAACAACCUAUUAUCCCAGUACACUGAAUAAAUACGACUACAGGCCUGAGGCCUCCCCUGGAAGGACCUUUACUAAUAGCUGAUGACGAUCUGCCUAAGAACUGGAUUACUUCCUAUAUGAUUUUUAUUUUUAAAAUUGAGUUUAUGGACCAAAUAUUGGCCCAAUCUAUAGAUGUAAAUAUUAUAAGUGGGCCUUUUAUUUUCUCUCUUAUUGGUGGUCUUACUUUCAAGUAGCACAUCUCCUUAAGUGGAUCUUCUGCUUAUGGAUAAUGGGUGGUCUAGGAUAUUUGACAAGUAUUCAGCUAGAGAUAGCAGAUCCUGUUAUGGAUAUCACAGUUUGAGUUGUCCCUUUGGUGUCUGAUACCAAGAUAAUCCUGGAACCAGCCCUAAUGUGCUAAGUUUGUGUGGAAUGAUAUGACUACCCAGUACAACUUCAGAAGUUCUGUGGACAUUGGAAGACAAAUCCUAGCAAAGCGCUGAGACUUAUUCUUCAUAUGCCUACAGGUUAAUAGUAUUAGGAACAUCAUUCAUCCAGACAGACUUGUGGAACACCAUAUUCAAGAGUUUGGCUUUUAAGCUUCAGGAUCAUCAGUAUUUUUUGUGACAUGGCGACAUAUAUGCAAGUAACCUUUAAUGGGAAAAAUCCUGUCCGAUUUAUAAAACAAAUGAGAUAACUUCACGCAAGAGAAAUGUUUUGAAACAUUUCUGAAGCAAAGUGGUAAGACUUUUAAGUUUGGAUACAUGAAGCAUGGGCUUUGGAUACACAAAAGAUGGUUGAUUCUCCUGGACAAUAUGAAGAGAGUGAAACAAGAGCCAUGGAAGAUCCUGAUAGAAACUUUUCUCUUCUUGCUUUGAUUCCAGGAGAUUCUUAAGACACCAUUGGACUGAUGGCCCUCUGCCCUUGUUGAAAUUACCAAGCUUUGUGCUAGUGCUGAUUUUAUUUUUUAUAAUUUUUUAUUCACUUGAACAAAGAAAAGAAUAUUGAUUUCAGUAUGUCUCUAAAGAAUGUCUCCAUAGUGUAGCCUAACCCAGAAAGCCUACGGCAAAGUCCUUUAGUGUCUUCCAGCCAAGAAAGAAAUACAGUGUACAUCAGUAGCUGCCAUUGUUCACUAGUAUUGGAGCAAGAAAGAUAAUUAUUCUGCUCCAAUUAAAAUAAACUGGGGUCUGUAGCAUUUUGAAACAAUCCAGUCCAGCCUUGAAAGAUUAUCUUUUAUGCUUUGUUAGACCAAUGCGUCUAGUCAUGUCAUUUUGGGCUAGAUGAGUCUCUUGUUAAUGAUACUUUCUCAUCAUCUAAUGUAUAAACUCUUGGUGCUAAGCAAUGAAGAUGGCCGCAAUAUAUAUAGCAUGUGAUAAGAAUGUAAGCCAGUUCCUACAUGAGUUCUGAUCUGUUUGCUGUUUAUGGGUUGUCUGUGCUUUAAGCCAUUGGUUUCCAACUCAGGUUGACUAGCAUUGAACACAGAAUGGGCAGCUGCUGGUAGGACCUUCAAAAUUAUCUAUUGAAAGAAUUGUCUGAGAGGGGGGCACAGUCUAGACCCUACAUCCAAGCAAGAAACCCAGACUAAUAAGUGACUCUAAAAUGACUCAGGAUGCUGUUUUAAAGUGAGAAAAUGAUCCAGGGCUGAUACCAGCAUCUCAUUCUACCUUAUAGAAUCAGAAGUCAUAAAACAAGCAUUAGUGCCUAAGCUAUGAAAAACCCUGGCUGAGUGCAUGGGACAGAUAUGAUUUAGUGAUUUAGGUAGGAUGUCCUCUAUGGAUCUUUCUGUUGGCUAAUGAAAGAGAGAGUGAUUGGGCAGUCAAAUUGCUACAGGCUCCUAACCCAAGCUAGGCCCUUGUAGGAAGGUAUGUCAGGUUCCUGUGAGGAGCACACUGUGUAUAGUUCACCAGCAGAAGCUGCUGCUUGUGCAGAUCUGUAAUCAUUGGGAUACUUGUUAUUAACUAAUUAACACUUGAGGUCUGUAAGAAAUCGUUGGAUCAAGGCCAGAGUGAAGCAUUGUUUCAGACAGAGUUCCAUUUUUUGCAAGAAUUCAUUUCACAGAGGUGACUGCAAAUUAAGUAUUCAUUAUCCUGUUGUUUUGCUUGAUUUUUAUUUUAUUUUUUAUUUUUUGCCAUGAGGGGAUCCAGGUGGAUUUCAGUGACUUUAAAUAGUGGGUUUUCAUUCUCUUACAUAUUUUUCUUCUUCUUCAGAUACCAGAAAUCAUGGCAUGUUUCAGGGCAGGGAUAUUUUUAUGUACUCUAUUGCAAUUCUUUCUUCCCAGGGACCCAAAUGUGAAAAAUGAUAGGCUUUCAAAAGUAAGAACCCCCAUUCUUAAAUCAGUUGCACAUGCUGCUGAAAAGAAGAAAAUCAAGGAAAGCAGCGGGUUAAAAGUAAUCAGAGCUAUUACCGCGCAGCGUCUGCUUAAGCAUGCCAUUUUUUCUAGCCCGCGUUAAUGCUCCCUAAUUCACAGGGAAGGCUAUUGACAGGAACAUUCUUCUCUCUCCAAUGCCUUUAUGCUUUAGGUACAGGCUGCUGGUGUUCUUGGUGAUCAGUCCUUUCCCCUGUGGAGGGAUUGUCUAAAUGCUUGAUUUUCCAUGUGCUGACUGCAAUACUAGCCCAAUGGGAAUUCCAUGCACUUUGCAAACGUUUUCCCGGAAAAACAACAACAAAGCUCUGGCCCCUCGGUGGGACAACCAGAUCGUCUUGCCUUUGAUGUGGCAAUAGGCCCACGUGUGUUGAGGUGUACGUCAGCCUUUUGCUGCAUGAGAAGAAAAACCACCUCGGAGCAUUCCCACGCUGACCAGAUCAUUCUUCAGUGCUGCCCAGAAAGCUGCUUGGAAACCCCAGCCCGGUAAAGGAAACCCCGGGGGGAAACGUUGGGGGGGGGGUGUGCGAAAUAAUGAAAUCGAAUUUUAAAUUACAUUAAAUGCAAGCUUCUGGGACCUGGGUCUUAAUAUUCUUAUGGUCAGGCAUGAAGGAGAUGUUCGCAAAAGUCUACUAUUAAAAAAGCACUAGAACGAAAGCCAAAUGGAUUAAAAGCCUUCCCAGUUCUUACCCUUGAUAAUUUCAGCCGCCUAUUUGGGUGUCUUUAGGUGGCAUCUGCAAAAUCUAACCAAGCAGCUGUGAAAACUAGUUACUAAAGCUAGUUAUAACUAAUAGUUAUUCCAAAGGGCUGUACAGAGUCCGAGUAAGUGGCUGAAGGGAGCACCGCAGCCAUUCAGAUGUUUAGAAGUGAGAUUUGAAACUUUUCACUAAUUCUGAUCUUCACUUAACAGUUUGUUUCCUUCAUUAGAGAGGAUUGGAAGAGCGAGUAAGUUUUCAUAUUUGGAUAGGACAGUCUAUUAACACCUUUCUUUUUCAUAAUUAACUUCUGUGAUCUUUUGGGUGUGAGAAAUUAUUGCUAUACGUGUUUCAUUAUGGUUCAUUGUCUUAUUACAUUAGCUUUUAAUAGGUAUGGUUUUUAGAGAUUUGGCAAUUUGCUAUUACACACUCUGGUUCAGCAAUUCCUUACUGGCAGCUCUAAAAACUUUCUUCCCAGAAGAGCUGAUUCGUUUAAAUGGAAUUGACAGCUCCUGCUGUUGCCAUUCUUCCAAGGAAGCCAUAUUGACAGGAGAAUGUGAAGUGCGCAUCUUGGAAAGCCUUCCAGGUUCUGAAUUGGAGCCAAAGGGUCCAGGGAGUCAAAGGAAGAAGAGCUGAUCAGCCUGUUACAAGAUUGUCCUUCAACGGUUUCUCUGUGUUCCUGUGGUUUUCUUCAGUGUUUGUCUUCUUCCAUCACGAUAGGAAUACAGAGCAUGUUUACACUGAUAAAGCAACCAAGCUUCAUCACAACUCUAUGCCAACCAUGUACUUACUCUGCUGCCUAUUUCUGCCAGGGCACCAAAAUGCAAUGUGGGUCAUUUGUGUUGUCUCUUCUCUAACUCGAGGAAAUACGGUCUCCUUUGCUGAACUGUCGUGACACCAUCCUGAACUGCCCACCGGUCUAGAGACUGUUCUGGAGCUCGAUCCUGAAUUGACUGCUGGGAGUUCAUUUGAUGUGUAUUGUUCUUAAAUAAAGAGGCCUCCUAUCAUGGGAUUAAGAAAAACUUGGAGAAGGAAAUGUCAUUCCAAGGGAGAAUGCAUAUUUCUAUGACUCACCCACAUCUGAGAUACACAUGUAUACCUAUUGCCUUAUUAUUUUUUUUAGAGAAUGAUACAUUAAAUUAAGAUCUAUAUAAGAAGUGGGAAUGAUUUGAAUUCUAUUCAAAGCAUAAUUUAGGACUAUAAUUUCCUAGCAUUAUGAAAUCUAUUGUGACACAAAGAUCAUUCAGAGUUUAAUCUGUGUAAUCAUUACUCACACUGAAUGUGAAUUUUUCUUACCCGUGCAAACUAUAAAUGCCAUGAAAUCCUCUUAUUCAAACACUGGUAAAUAUAUUGUUAUAUAUUUAUAACAGAAAUGUUAUAUAUUUACUGCUGAAUGUCUAAAAAUAAAUUUAGAAUAAAGUGAAAAAGAAAAAACAGAAAACGGCAGCACUAGACUUUCCUGAUAGUGUUAAAGGAAAUCCUCCCCCAGCAAGAUUUUAACAAAAACUUGAUUUUUCAUAGAUCAAUGAUUUUUUUCAUUGUUGAAUGAAAAUUGAAAAGUUGACUUUUUAACUAGAAAUGUUCAUCUUCCCCUGGAAAAAAACAAAACCAUUCCUGUUCAGAAUGGCAAAGUAAACAAUGUUUGUAUUUGCUCAUACUUUAUGAAUAAAC
Notechis scutatus (mainland tiger snake) is the source of this 8081-nucleotide messenger RNA. The record is from RefSeq and is a predicted model, not a curated record. NCBI's taxonomy places the organism in Eukaryota, Metazoa, Chordata, Lepidosauria, Squamata, Elapidae.